Molecule: messenger RNA, 1287 nt
Organism: Closterium sp. NIES-65
Lineage: Eukaryota; Viridiplantae; Streptophyta; Zygnematophyceae; Desmidiales; Closteriaceae
Source: the annotation of a GenBank genome assembly
AUGAGGUUCUCCGCGCAUCGCGGUUGCUGCACGCUAUUCGCAGCUCUCGCGGUUGCCGCAUGCCUAUUGGCCACCGGCGUUCCGUCAGCCGAAGCGUACGAUCCGCUAGAUCCAACGGGCAACAUCACGAUCGUGUGGGAUGUAACGAGCUGGGCAGGCGACGGUUACAUCGCGUGGGUGAAAAUGUACAACUACCAGCACUACCGCAAGAUUGAUCCACCUGGCUGGGCGCUGACGUGGAAUUGGACGCACGGCGAAUACAUCUGGGACUUGACGGGAGCCGUGGCGACGAAGCAAGGCGAUUGUUCUAAGCUGCAAUUCCCCGGGGGCAAGAUCCCGCACAGCUGCAUGCAGUACCCGGUGGUGAUGGAUUUAAUGCCUGCAGACCCCCUCAAGCCGGACGCGCCGGGAGUGCUGAAGAACUGCUGCAAGGCGGGGUACCUCGGAGCCAACAAGACCGACCCCGGGCACUCGCUCGCAGCGUUCAUGAUCAACGUCGGUAAUGCCACGAGCACGGUGUGGAACUUCGUGCCUCCGGGCAAUUUCAGCCUGGGCGUGGACGGAUACAAGUGCACAGACCCAUUCCAAGUCAACUCCACCAUCUAUACCGACCCUACCACUCGCCGGGAAACCCAGGCCCAAGUGACCUACCACAUCGUGUGCACCUACAGCUCGAUUCAGAAGCGAGACCCACCGAAAUGCUGCGUGUCGUUAUCAUCGUUUUACAACGACACGAUAAUACCGUGCGCGAGCUGCGCGUGCGCAUGUGGGAACUACUCGGCGAGCUCGAUUGUGUGCGUGCCGACGGGCGGCAAGGUGCCGUAUCUGAUGUCGACGCCGAGUGGGGAUGGGCUGGAGUUGAAGACUGAUCAAACGGCCAUGGAAUGCAGUCCGGACGGGUGCCCCAUCAGCAUUCACUACCACUUCAAGCAAAAUUACGAGGGCUUCUGGAGAGCCAAGAUCACCAUCAUUAAUAGGAGCCUGUGGGACAACCACACCAACUGGAAUGUUGUUGUUGAGCACCCAAACAUGGGCAAUCUGACGGACGUGUUUAGUUGGAAGGCGGAGAAUAUCCUGCCGUACGGAGUGAACAACACGGCCAUCUUCUUUGGCAUGAAGCAGUACAACGAUGUGCUCAUGCCAGCUGGCAAGGGCGGCAACGUGCAGUCGGAAAUGCUCUUUGCCAAGACGUCAGAGUUCACGCUCGAAGACGGAUGGGUCUUCCCUAGGCUUGACAAGGUCUUGGGUCACCAUUUCGCCAAGAUUACCGAUCUGACAUUCAGUUGA